Molecule: messenger RNA, 953 nt
Organism: Pogona vitticeps (central bearded dragon)
Lineage: Eukaryota; Metazoa; Chordata; Lepidosauria; Squamata; Agamidae
Gene: CRIP1
Product: cysteine rich protein 1
Biological process (GO): intrinsic apoptotic signaling pathway in response to DNA damage; regulation of gene expression
Molecular function (GO): zinc ion binding
Source: RefSeq, a predicted model, not a curated record
GCGGCGGCGGCGGCUUUGCCAGGGGUCCUGCUGGUCUCCUAGGGUUUGGCCGACGGGAGGCAGGGAGCCUCGUCCCUCUUGCCCAGGGGGUGCCUGGGCUUCCUCUUGAUUGCGGGCUUUCUUUGCCAAGCCCUCCUCGCGAGCAGGCAGCCGCCCCCCCCCCCAAGCCCACCAACAGUAGCGGGGCGACUUCGCGACGAGGGCUCAGCCGCGAGAGCCCCGAGGGCGCGGCCAGCAUCUUUCCCGCCCUUCGGCCGAGGCAGGCAGGCAGGCAGGCGUGGCCGCAGGCGGCGAAGCGAGGUCGGCGUCGCCCCCGGCUGAGCCCAGCCCCAUAUAACGGCCCCCCCGGGCGGCUUCCCUCCACCCCGGACCGAGCGCGCGACGAGAGCACCACCAUGCCCAAGUGUCCCCGCUGCCAGAAGGAGGUCUACUUCGCUGAGAAAGUCACCUCUCUGGGGAAGGACUGGCAUCGGCCAUGUUUGAAGUGUGAAAAAUGCAACAAGACCCUUACUUCAGGUGGUCAUGCGGAGCACGAUGGGAAGCCUUAUUGCAACCACCCAUGCUACGCUGCACUGUUUGGACCCAAAGGGUUUGGCCGUGGAGGUGCUGAGAGCCACACCUUCAAAUGAAGCUCAGGGUUUGAAAGAUGUGGUUUGCUGUGAAUCAUGGCCGCUCUGAAAGUAGCAUAACCACAACGUGUUCCACUUGUACUGAGCUAGCAUAUUAUAAAUGUUCUCUGAAGGUAUAUAAUUCUAAAUGGCCAAGAUAUUUUCUGCUUCAUUUCCAUUGUGAAGUUGUGGAGUGGAAAGCAAGAAAUUUUGCUAAUCAUAGGCAACGCUGAGAGCUUGCUGGCAGUAAGUUCCAGCUUAAAAAAAGAGAACGAACCCUGCUUUGGAUCCUGAUGAUUUUGUCCCUGUAAUAAAAGUUUGAAUUAAAAAGGUUUUUUGUCAAGA